Messenger RNA from Aspergillus tanneri, 1722 nucleotides. RefSeq lists its product as uncharacterized. The record is from RefSeq and is a predicted model, not a curated record. The transcript has a single exon. The coding region runs from base 1 to 1722 and encodes 573 amino acids. NCBI's taxonomy places the organism in Eukaryota, Fungi, Ascomycota, Eurotiomycetes, Eurotiales, Aspergillaceae.
AUGGCUACCGGAUAUCACUACUCCCCUAGCGAAUUCAACGCUUUCUACAAGGGGCGAAACCGAUCACAGACGACAGUCUGUAUACCGGCACCAUCCCCACCAAAGAAGCGGGCUUCCUCAUACUAUCCCGCUCAAAGGCCGGAAAUCGUCGACGAGGCAAACCCGGAUCCGUUCUACCUUGAGCACUCACUGUCAAGCGACUCGUCUUGGGGCUCUCUGCGACGCGGUAUUCGCAAUGUUCCAUUCAGUGGAGAAACAAAUCAAUAUUUCAUGCUAUCCACCGUAAAUCCCGGCCCAGAUCUACCCAUUCCUACCAACAACCGCGGAGAAACAGCGAGAUCUCACACAAAUAUCAACCGAUCGACACUGUCAGUUGUUGAGCUAGAACACCAGCUAGGCCUCCAAGAAACUGCUGGGCAAUUUCGUGCACCAGAGUCCUGCCACGUCAGUCAGAGCUCUCUCUGCUCUGUGCAAACUGACGCCACACCGGACUUGACUCCCAGUAGCUCCUUCUCUUCUAACUAUUCUGGCCCUCUGCAUCCUGACACCAUAGUGAGGGGGGGGACAGAGCCACAAGUUCAAGACGCCCGGGAGCAGAAGGCAAAUAUUGAUAACAAGGUGCACCUUUCUUCCACGCCUUUGAACGGAUCACGAACGGCCUUACUGCCAUCGCAACUUUCAACUCCAUCGCGAGAUCCACAUCCACGAGUAGUCGCAUCCAACAACUCAACAGACACGCUUAUCAUGCCACGAGGUAACAGUCUAGAUUCCCCUUCAUAUAGGGGGAAGCCUUUACCUUCUCUUCCCAACGCUUCCCGUAAUAACAGCACCCGGUCGAGCAAAAAGGCCACGAGCCCAAGCAACAGACCGCCAAUUGAAGCAUCUAUGAUCUCUCCUCCAUGCCGUAUUAACCCUGUGACACUCGAGCCACAUACUUCUCAUUUCGACCAAGCAUUGUUUAUUCCAGCCAAUGACUGUCCAAGUCCAGUUCCCAGUCCAGGUCCUGCGUCACCCUCGUUCGAGAGGCCAGAAGCAGGCGCUUCCACCACUGCUAGGGAUAGGCCUUCAACUUCCGCCUCUGAGAUGCACUGCGAACAGUCCGUAUGGGAGUCAGAUUCGGAUAAUGAAGACACGGACUCAAAGUCGCUUUCGAAAAACCCCAUUGACACCUUGAAAAAGGUUCGUAGCCGAGUGCACCUGCGCGUUGCCAAGUCAGCGCCCAAGCUUCAAAAUACGUCGGGACAAACACAUUCCCAUGCAUUGGAGAAGUUCCCUUCGAUGCCUGAGCAUCCACCCGGUGACUUGUCACAUUCUUCUAUGAGGAGCAUUGUUCAAGCCUGCUCAGCCAGAGAUGUUUUCCAUCCAGCUGCGCAGCACACCUUGCGCCUUGUCGCUCCUUCUACCACUUCUCUUGUACGGCCACGAACUCCUCGAUCCCGCAGCAAUAGCAAUCCACCUAGGAACUACGAUAUUGACAGAUCAACCGCAGCCGCCAUCCAGGCCAAGUCCAGGCGCCGACAGCGAUCUGAAUCGCCAGAGCCGUCCCUCUCCACCGAGAGGGAGAAGGUGUGCACUUUCUGCCGUGAUGAACGAUCCGACAAAGCCAUCCAACACAGUCUAACUCUGGCUCGACCGCCGCUCUAUAAGCGAGUGUGGGAAUCUUUGCGCGUGCUCGGCUGCCAUGGCGAAAUAGCCCCUCCACGACCUGGCAAGUCGCUAUAA